This is a messenger RNA of Zerene cesonia (dogface butterfly), 1542 nucleotides long. Its product is annotated as phospholipase B1, membrane-associated-like. NCBI's taxonomy places the organism in Eukaryota, Metazoa, Arthropoda, Insecta, Lepidoptera, Pieridae. The transcript is spliced from 7 exons. Gene Ontology annotation, molecular function: glycerophospholipase activity. The coding region runs from base 320 to 1522 and encodes 400 amino acids. Gene Ontology annotation, biological process: phospholipid metabolic process. The record is from RefSeq and is a predicted model, not a curated record.
AAUUACACGGCGGGGAUACGCAUCGCACAUACGUUAAGGUCGUGAUAAACCGAUACUGUUGAGCAACGAGCCGCGUGCGGCGCAGUCGCGCGCAUGCGCUGGCAUUUCCCGCCAAACGGCACAGAUACACGCGCGUCCAGGAUAAAGGCACAGAUUAAAAUAAAAUGAAUGUUAAUGUUUGAUGAAUAAAAAAAAAAUUAAUUAAUUUAUAGACUAUUUAAGAAUAUGUGCAGGGAUUUUUUAAUUGACAUUAUUUGUAUGUUAUGAUGAAAUUUAUUGAGUGUUAAUUGUGGUGUGUGCUUUGCGUGAUGUUCUUAAAAUGUGGCUCAUCGGUCUGUUGUUGUUGAUGAACGAGGCUGUUGCUUACAAUUCCACUCUUACAAGACUUGGAGAUGCGUGGUCCCUGCACUACCCCGGCCGCAAGUCGAAUGUUCGCCGUCAACGCGCAUUCCCUUCCUCCACCCCCUUUCCCUGCCAAGAGUCCCUCUCCUGGGGGAGAAGCAAGCAGGUGCCUACGUCAGUACAUAAACUCCGCCCAGGGGAUAUCGAGGUAGUGGCAGCUAUUGGGGACUCCCUCGUGGCGGGUAGUGGAGCGCUAGAGGAGUUCGCGCUGGGAGCCAUAGUGGAAUAUCGGGGAGUAUCGUGGUGUGCUGGCGGAGACAGCACAUGGCGAGAGUACCUGACAUUGCCGAACAUACUGAAAGAGUACAAUCCCAACUUGCGCGGUUACUCCACUGGCACCGGCGAAUGGCUCGCCAAGAAUUCCAAACUGAAUGUCGCUUUUCCCGUAGCUUCUGACCAGGAUGCGUAUAAGCAGGCUAAGAUCUUGGUCGCCCGAAUCCGCUCCUCGCCUGACAUCGACCUGUUGCGCGAUUGGAAGAUGAUAACCGUGUUCAUCGGCGCCAACGACCUCUGCUCCGCGUCCUGCCUCUCCCCCGUGUCCUGGUCGCCCACAGCACACGCCAGGAAGCUGGCCAGAGCGCUGGAUUACUUCCAUGAGCACUUACCAAGGACGAUCGUGAAUUUGAUACCGGUUUUAGACGUGUCGGUAUCAGUGCGCGUGCAGCGGCCGCUCAUGUGCCGUCUGAUGCACCCGCUGUUCUGCGCGUGCUUCCACCGCGGCGGCAACGAGCUGCCCGACCUCGUGCGGCAAGCGCGGCUGUACCAGGCCGCGGAGAUGGCGCUUGUGGACAGCGGUCGGUACGACACUCGUGAGGACUUCACAGUGGUGGUGCAGCCCUUCAUGCGGCUUUUCAACGCGCCGAUGCCGCCGCGGGAGCCCCUGCCGCUGGUCAUACACCAGUCCUAUAUCACACAUGACUGCUUCCACUUCUCGCAGAAGGGACACGCGUUGGCUGCAAAUCUCCUCUGGAACAACCUUCUAGAGCCAGUCGGCAACAAGUCAGACAACGUGCCUCCCGUGCUCAUGCAUUCUUUCAAAUGCCCUUCUAAGAACGCUCCAUACAUCUUUACUCAUAAGAAUUCGCAAAUUUACAUGGCUACUGGCCGCCAAGAAGAGUAAAAAAAACAUUGUCUAUGACA